This is a messenger RNA of Phaeoacremonium minimum UCRPA7, 933 nucleotides long. RefSeq names its product putative eukaryotic translation initiation factor 2 alpha subunit protein. Bases 1 to 933 code for a protein of 310 amino acids. Gene Ontology annotation, cellular component: eukaryotic translation initiation factor 2B complex; eukaryotic translation initiation factor 2 complex; multi-eIF complex. Lineage: Eukaryota; Fungi; Ascomycota; Sordariomycetes; Togniniales; Togniniaceae. Gene Ontology annotation, molecular function: RNA binding; translation initiation factor activity; ribosome binding. The transcript has 5 exons. The record is from RefSeq and is a predicted model, not a curated record.
AUGUCUUUAACACAGUGUCGGUUCUACGAGAACAAAUUCCCGGAGGUGGACUCCUUCGUGAUGGUGAACGUCAAGCAGAUCGCCGAUAUGGGCGCAUACUGCAAGCUCCUCGAGUACGACAACAUCGAUGGAAUGAUUCUGCUAUCCGAGCUGUCAAGACGUCGUAUCCGAAGUAUCCAAAAGCUUAUUCGAGUCGGUCGUAACGAGGUUGUCGUCGUUCUUCGUGUAGACAAGGAGAAGGGUUACAUUGAUCUGUCGAAGCGCCGAGUGUCUCCCGAAGAUAUUGUGAAGUGCGAAGAGAGAUAUAACAAGAGUAAAACGACCCACUCCAUCAUGAGGCACGUCGCAGAGAAGACCAACGUUCCUAUUGAGCACCUGUACGAGACGAUCGGAUGGCCCCUUAACAAGCAAUAUGGUCACUCCAUCGACGCGUUCAAACUGUCCAUCACCAACCCCGAUGUAUGGAAAGACAUUCAGUUUCCCAGCGACGCCGUUGCCGAGGAGCUCAAGUCAUACAUCAGCAAGAGACUUACACCUCAGCCUACCAAAGUACGAGCCGAUAUCGAAGUCACCUGCUUUGGUUAUGACGGCAUUGAUGCCAUCAAGACUGCUCUAAGAACUGCCGAGGCAAGAAACACCGAGGACACCCAGGUCAAGGUCAAACUGGUAUCUCCCCCACUGUACGUCUUGACGAGCACGACGCUGGUCAAGGAAACGGGAAUUCAAAUGCUGGAAGAGGCGAUUGUGGAAGUCCGGAACAACAUUGAGGCUGCCGGUGGCAAGCUGACCGUCAAGAUGGAGCCCAAGGCUGUUACGGAGUCUGAUGAUGCCGAGCUCCAGGCACUCAUGGAGAAGAGGGAACGUGAGAACGCCGAGGUCAGCGGUGACGAGAGUGUUAGCGAGAGCGACGAUAACAUCCCCGAGACUAUCUAA